This is a messenger RNA of Amphiprion ocellaris (clown anemonefish), 3354 nucleotides long. It is a transcript of the gene acer1, whose product is annotated as alkaline ceramidase 1. The record is from RefSeq and is a predicted model, not a curated record. The coding region runs from base 116 to 943 and encodes 275 amino acids. The transcript has 7 exons. Gene Ontology annotation, cellular component: membrane. Gene Ontology annotation, molecular function: hydrolase activity, acting on carbon-nitrogen (but not peptide) bonds, in linear amides. Gene Ontology annotation, biological process: ceramide metabolic process. NCBI's taxonomy places the organism in Eukaryota, Metazoa, Chordata, Actinopteri, Pomacentridae.
UCAGCGGUGACGUCACGGUCCCGUGCAGUAGGACGGUCUCGUUCCUCCGCCCCGUUAAAUCCACCUGCUGCACCUGCAGCCGCACCGACACACCGAGAGGCUGGACCAGAGCAGCAUGGGAGGUGUUUAUUCUCUUGAGAGGAUGGCAGAAGUUUUCUCCUAUGAGAGCUCAGAAAUCGACUGGUGUGAAGACAACUACAAACACUCGGAGCAUGUGGUCGAGUACUUCAACACUAUGAGCAACUUUGUCUUCUUCAUCAUAUCUCCCAUCAUGCUCUACCUUCUGCACCCCUAUGCCAAAGAGAGGAACCUGGCCAUCCACCUGGUCUGGAUCAUGAUGAUUUUUGUAGGGCUUUUCUCAGCAUACUUCCACAUGACUCUUAGUUUCGUUGGCCAGAUGUUGGAUGAGCUGUCCAUCCUGUGGGUGUUGGCAGUUGGAUAUGCUGUCUGGUUCCCUCGCAAAUUCUUCCCUUCGUUUGUAAAAGACAGGUCCACAUUUUCAAGACUCGUCUUGGUGAUCACCAUCAUCAGCUCGGUGUCAUCCUUCGUCAAACCUACGGUCAACGCCUAUGUUUUAAACUGCUUCGGCCUCCAUCUGCUUUACACUCUGUUUCUCGAGAUGAGAUGCUGCACUGACCAGAAGGUUCUGCGUCUCGCCAAGCUGUCGGUUGCUCUGUGGGGGCUCGCCAUCUCCUGCUGGAUUAGUGACCGUUUUGGCUGCAGUUUCUGGCAGCAGCUGAACUUCUGCUACCUCCACAGUAUCUGGCACAUACUGAUUGUGGUAGCUGUGGCCUAUGGCAGCACUCUGAUAGCUUACCUGGAUGCCAGCUACGAGAUACCGUAUUCGCUGCCUGGACUGCAGUACUGGCCCUGUGAUAAAUGGGCUGUUGGAUUACCCCACAUUGUCCUGAAAGGCACUACCAAGACUCUCAAACGGUGCUAACAAAGUUAACAUGAGAUAUGACCCUAGCAGAGCAUUUCUGCUGGUUCACUCUGCUACUGGAGUUUGUGAAGGGCAAGUCACCAAAAUGAUCUUAUCAGCUCAUGUAGCUCAUAUUACAAACUGAAUCUGUGAUCCAAAAGUACGUCCCCAUCACCAAAACUCAAAUCACAGGAGUCUAAAGUCGACACUCAGACUAACACUCGACAAAAACAAAAUCUAAUAUGCUGGUUUUCUGAUCCUAAAACAGGCUAUAUAUAAACCAUGGGUGAAUUACAUAUGUUUACAUUUAUUUUAUAUAGAACGAUGCAACGAGGAUCCUGCUGAUAAGGAGGGGUGGGAGACACGAUAGAUUUAGCUAGAUUUGGGCUAAAUGGUGGAUGCUUUCAGUAAGAAAGGAGGGAAUAAUUUCUGCAUUUCAAUAUUUAUAUGUUCACAUAAAAAGGGACAGAAAUGUUUGUGUCAGUAAUGAAAAAUGAGAGUUUAUGACAGAUCAAUGAGUCCUUUUUUAGCUGGUUGUCAGUAUGGAGGGUUUUAAUGAGAUGAUCAGCAUACAAAUACAAAUACAUCCAAAAGUCUGUUAACAGAACUGUGAAAUUUCAAUCUACUGUUAAAAUACCUUUGGAGGGCACUUUGUAAAUGUCUACACAUAUUUAUAUAUGUAUACAGUUAAAUCUAUGGGAACGUACCACAUGGAUCAAGAGAUUCUUAAUUAGAAAACACAAAAAUCUGAAGCUGAUACAUUAUGCACUGAAGGGGUUUAUUGAGGCUCUUUGUGUUAUAAUUGAUCCUUGUAGUAGGCCAGCACUGAGGUAGACUCACAGCUAAAACAAACCUAUUUCUUUAACCUAAACAUCCCACUUAAAAUACAGUAGUAGUAGUAGUAUAUGCAUCAUUUACAUGGCCACAUUGAUGAUUUUCUAUCCAAUAGGUUCAUACUUCACACAGUGGCAAAGAAGGAGCAUUUGAAAAUAUCACACUAAUGUAUAUAUUUGUGCUUAGUUUGUCUUUUCAAGACCCAAUUAAGCAUUUUUAAAAAAAAAAAAAACUUUUUAACUACAUUUUUAUGGGAAAACCUAUUUAAUUAUUUUAAUUUUCUGCUCAUAGACAGGGUUGACUGAUCUUGAACUUCUGUGGAAGAGUGCAAAAUGACGUGUGCUUUCACUGACACAUUUCUCAGGUUCUAAGAUGAUGACACCAAAGAGUUUGCAAAUACUUGAUGGUUUUAAAAAUGUGUGUGGACCCCUGAAUGACUGGCAAAAUGAAAGAAAUUGUGUGAAGAGUAUGAAUGAUGCAAGUGUUCUUUGUGUAAAUCUGAUACUGUUUUUUUUUUUUUGAGAAUACGAAUGUACUUUUGUUGCAAAAUAUAUUGACAUACUGUACGUUUUCUUACUAUGACACUAUUAUUUUCCUGUUCCUGCUGUUUUUCUGCAGUGGAAUGUUUCUUGGAAUGAAGCACUACUGAGAAAUAUGUUUACAUGUGAUUUUAAAAUAUGCACUCUAUCCUCAGGGCCGGUAUGAGCUGUGUAACCUGAACUGAGUUUCACCUCAGGUUAAACUAGUACUAGCACUGACAUUUCAGUAGCAUAUGUAUCAGGUAUUUUUCUGGUUUGUUUCUCUGGGGAAGUAGUGUUGCUGCAUUCAGGACCUUUGAAAUAUGACUCUAGAGUUCAUUUGAAUUACCGACCAACCAACAAUCCCAAAUCUGCUUCUUUUCUAUGACUGCCCUUAAUUCACCAAAGUGACCUUUUUGCUGAAUUUGGUGAUGUUUUGAGAAUAUUCAGGGACGUUGUGCCUCCAUUCACAUGAUCUUUCCCGAAGGACACAAUGGAUACAACAAUAGAUCCUUUACGCAAACAAAAUGAACAGGUGUUCAACAGUGACCUCCUGUGGGUGAAGAGAUAUUUAACAGUCUAUUAUCUCCUGACAGAACUGGUGUUUUCCCUCCUGUAGGUCCAGAUCCAGGGCAAUCAGGAUUUAAAGGAUAACACAAAAUAUGUAGAUAUGUUUGAUUCAGUACAUUAUGGUUCCUUUUUUAUACUUUUUUUUUUUUUUGUGAAAUACUGGAUUUUUCCCCCGUUUUUGGACCAAUAAAAUCCUUCAAAUGGAACAGACAGGGAGUCAUUUUAUAUUGAACUGCUCACAACUGAUUUCUAUACGAAGACCAUAUACUUUGAUAAGCAAUUUAAAACAGAGACAUGGCUCUAUUUUAGAUUACUACACAAAAAAGAUGACACCACUGCUCUAUGCAUAUUCAUUCAUAAAUACAUCAUAUGUUUGGUGCACAAUACCUAUCAAAAUAUUUGUUCAGAUUUAAUUGAAGGCCUUUGCACGAUAGUAUUUAUAUGUAUUCAUGGUUAUCAGCAAUGCUCUGUUCAUUAACUUUAAGUUCCAGUAAAAAUCUGUGCUAUGUG